AUGGAUUCGAAUCAAUUUAACCACACGCCUAAGUUUGUUGAACUACUUAAUAGUCAACAAGACAAUUUCUUUUGUUUUCUUGAAGAUAGUGCCCAACUAUCUUCAUCCAAACUCCCUGUUUUUGGGACUCAAGGGACUGAAGCUUCAAGCGCUAAAGAAGAUACUCCAGCGGAGCAUAGAGAAAGGAGGAUAUGGACGCCAGUCGAUGAUGUUGUGCUGAUUAGCUCUUGGCUAAACACAAGCAAAGAUCUGCUUGUAGGCAAUGAGAAACGGUCUGGUACCUUCUGGAAAAGGAUUGCAUCAUACUUUGCUGCAAGUCCUAAGGUAGCAGGGUGUGGGCAGAGGGAGGCGAGUAACUAUAAGCAGCGCUGGCAGAAGAUAAACGAACAAGUCAACAAGUUUUGUGGGUCUUAUGAAGCUGCAACUAGAGAGAAAAGCAUUGGGCAAAAUGAGAAUGAUAUUCUGAAAAGAGCUCAUGAGAUCUUCUUCAGCAACCACAAAAAAAAAAAAUCACCCCUGAACAUGCUUGGAAAGAGCUACGAAACGACCAGAAAUGGUGUGAGCUUUCAUGCUCAGCUAAGAGGAGGAAGUGUGAGGAUGGUUCACAAUCUGCAACCUCUCACACAAAUGAAACAAAGAGUGUGGAUGAUCGUCCCCCCGGGUGUCAAGGCAGCAAAGAGUAAGAAGGCGAAGGAUCUGGCCAUGAAAGAAAGGCUGUCGAAGAUGAGUCUCCUUGACAGUCUGAUUGCCAAAAAAGAACCCUUAGCUGAGUAUGAAGAAGCUCUCAAGAAGAUCUAA
Molecule: messenger RNA, 798 nt
Organism: Brassica oleracea var. oleracea
Lineage: Eukaryota; Viridiplantae; Streptophyta; Magnoliopsida; Brassicales; Brassicaceae
Product: glutathione S-transferase T3-like
Exons: 2
Coding region: 1-798 (265 amino acids)
Source: RefSeq, a predicted model, not a curated record